UUUCCUGCGUAUACAAUGUAUCUCGUCCGAGUUGUGCGCACGGCCUCCCAACAAGAUGUUGACUCUGAAAAGACCCGAGAACUGAUCUUGAAAUGGAUCGAAGUAAUUAUAAGCGUCCUCAACGACUUCUUCGUCGUUUUCUUCAAAGACUAUGCAUAUGCCAUUCAAUGGGUGCCGAGAGGUCUGAUCAACACUAAGGAUUUCCUUGUUAACCACGUACUCUUGCCUCUGGACGCAAUCCUCCAAAAGAACCCGCGCUUCGCGCUCUUCAUCUCACUUGCCAUUUUUAUCGGACCUUGGAUCAUCUUAAUCCCUCUCAUUCUGAUCAUGACACCUCUUCUUCUCAUCCAAGAGGUUUUGGUCCUCAUACUGACGAUCCUGGGGUUCACUGUAUCAGGGAUCACCGGUAGCACCCCUGCCGCGCUUUUCCACAGCUUCUGCUACGACGCGGGCACCCCCGCCGGAUCUAUGUUUGCGUAUCUGCAAACGGUCGGAGCGGCAUAUCAAGUGAAUACUACGACAAACCCGGUUCUCCUGGUCGUCAAGGUAGUAGCUGGUGUGGUGGCAGUGUAUAUAAUCGUGUGGAUGAUUCCUUGAGAUUUGCUCAUUUUCUUUGCUCUACUUUCUGACGGUCAGAGGGUCUGACCUGUGUUCUGUAUACUUCGGUAUUGUGCUUUCAUAAUUAAUCGUAUUGCCG
Guyanagaster necrorhizus is the source of this 697-nucleotide messenger RNA. RefSeq lists its product as uncharacterized. The record is from RefSeq and is a predicted model, not a curated record. Lineage: Eukaryota; Fungi; Basidiomycota; Agaricomycetes; Agaricales; Physalacriaceae. The transcript has 7 exons. Gene Ontology annotation, cellular component: membrane. The coding region runs from base 16 to 597 and encodes 193 amino acids.